AUGGCUUCGUCCUCUACAGCAUCGCAGCCUCCCCCUGUUAUCCAACCCCUUCCCAAAUUGCAUCAUAGAUUCGCCCCUGGUACCCGAGUUAUCCACCGUCGACUUUUCGCCGAGAAUGAUCAGGCCAUCCUUCUCGAAUAUGCGAAGGUAUCUUAUCCUGUCCUAACCGUUGUCCGUAAUAUCCUUCUGACAUUCGUCAUUAUUACGCAGAAUUACAACGUCGACAACGCAGAAAGUUUGAACAAGUCAGCCCUCGUCAAGGUGCUGACGACCCACAACAGAUACAUACCCCUCCUGCCCCACCAUUCUGUUCUGAAGUUGGAUGGCCGCGAGAUUAUAUCCGCCUCCAGUAGCAGUCACGACGGUGAGGGUGAAAGGUCCGUGGGCAAGACCGACAAUUCCACCAGCUAUGGCCUUGACGGUAAUCACCGGGACGCGCCCCCAGCCGAUGGAAGCGAGCCUUCCUGGUUCAAAGGUGCCAUCUCGAGCCUCAAGGGUAGCAAAGAGAAAGUCUUCGGCGCCUUCAUGGGGAAGAAAUUCACCAAGAAGAGCACCAAGGCUCUCCUCGAAAAUGCAGCCGCCGCAGAGUACCUUAGUGACUACGCUUCAGGCGACGAUGAGGUCGCCAUCGCCAGUAAAACUGUAGACGCGUCAUGCUCCAACGGUCAUGCCAAGCGACCUCGCGAGGAGGAGGACGAUAGCUACCGUCAGGCCGACCUCGGCGAUGAAGGCGAGCUUUGCUUGCCACUAUCGGCUUUCCAAGGCCGCGGGAUGCCCAAGCGGCGUCGUGUCGUUAGUGUCCAAGAGGUUGACGAGUUUAUCGCGUCGGUUGUGCCGGACGACGAGCCCAUCCUCAGAGCUACCGCGUCAGAUUCUUCAAGACCUGCGGAACCAGAUGCCACCUCAGCCACCAAUCCAGCGUCUUCGUCGACCGUCGCUUCGAAGUCUACCCCCAGCACACCAACCGAGCCUGUAGCUCCGUCCACCGUCGAAUCGGCGUCCUCCUCUGGGAUCGUACCACAAGGAGUCUCUGAGGCCGCACCCCAUGCUUCGAGCACCUCCUCUACUACUCCUCCGCCUUCACCCAAUAAGAGGAGUCGAGUCGAAGACGCCGAUGAUUCGGAGGACGACGACGACAGCAAGAGCGUUGGAAGUGCAAGGAAGAAGACUAGGCGCACCACCGACGGCGAUGCUUCAGAGAUUGAACAACCAGACUUCCCAGCUCCUUACCUAGAACCAUGGGCGCGCCGCCGUCCCAUGACAGAUGAGGAACUGCGAAAGGAAGCCGCACGACGCCUCAAGGAAUGUUUCAUGUGGGUUCCACGAGACGAGGCUGCCGAUGAGGCAGACUCCGACUACGUGCCGUCGGACGGCGAAAGCAGCGAAGAAGAGUCCGAGGACGAGGAAGCCAAUAGAGCCGACAACGCCCUCCCACGUUCAUACAUCUACCUGUUGAAACACACUCCAAAAGCCAAGGAUGUUAUUGGACAAUGGCUCAAAAAUUGGACGAUCCUCGAAAAUCCAGAGGAUUGUUAUACGCUUGACUGGUCGGGCCCCAGAAACCGAGUGCCUCUUCGUGGCCCCGUGGAAACUCGAUCCAAAGCCAAAGGUUUCCCUUUGCCAAUCCAAUUUUCACCCGCGUUCUCCGAACAGUACAAUGCCUACGAAACGGAGAAGGCGCUACGAGGGCAUUCGCCAGAGGCGCCUGCCCAAAAUAUUCCUCCCAAUCGUCGAUUGAAACGCGAUCGCCAACGUGUGGAUGACGACGGAAAAAUCCAUACACCUCAGGAAUCACCAGAAUACAGGAAGCAACGACAGGAGCUGAAAGACACUCUUCGUUCGAUGGGGAUGUCUAAAUCCUUCACCGAGACACCCGAUUCGCCGCCACCAGCACGAAAGCCUUCCAAACCGUCUGCGUAUUGGAAUCCGGAACACAUCGACAUCUGGACUGGCAAACCAAAGCGAAAGCCUGACUCGUCAAAAGGUGCUCCAUCGAAUGCAAAGGCUGGCUCAUCCAAAGCUGGUCUACGGUAGAUCGGAAAAGUUCCCCCAGUUGUUCAAUAACGUAGGCUUGAAAGUUAGCCUUAUUUAUCUGUAUCGUUGAUCGUUGAUCGUCCGACAUUUGUGGUAGUUACUAACGUUCCAAAAUUCCUUCGAAGAAAGUGUCUCGGGCUUCAAAAUAUAUUUCUUCCCUGAGUGU
Laccaria bicolor S238N-H82 is the source of this 2200-nucleotide messenger RNA. RefSeq lists its product as uncharacterized. The transcript has 2 exons. Lineage: Eukaryota; Fungi; Basidiomycota; Agaricomycetes; Agaricales; Hydnangiaceae. The record is from RefSeq and is a predicted model, not a curated record. The coding region runs from base 1 to 2034 and encodes 677 amino acids.